AUGAAGAUGGAUGACGUUUUAUGGGCGUAUCGCACAGCAUAUAAAACCCUCAUCGGAGCUUCUCCUUACAGGUUAGUCUGUGGAAAGGCAUGUCAUUUUCCGGUUGAGCUAGAGCACAAAGCAUAUUGGGCAAUAAAAAAGCUCAAUCUUGAUAUGAGCUUGGCCGGAGAGAAGAGGUUGUUGCAGCUGCACGAGCUUGAUGAAUUCAGAUUGGGGGUGUAUAAGAAUGAAAAGUUGUACAAGGAGAAAACAAAGCGAUGGCAUGACAAGCAUAUACAACAUCGUGAAUUCUCCCCAGGGCAGCAGGUACUACUCUUCAACUCUAGGCUGCGGUUGUUUCCGGGAAAGCUUAAGUCACGAUGGUCUGGCCCGUUUGUGGUGUCGAAAAUUACACCCCAUGGGGCCGUCGAAAUACAAACUACGGAUAGGGUGCGCAAGUUCUUGGUCAAUGGACAGCGCCUCAAGCGAUAUUGGGGCGGAAAUUUUGACAAGGAAAAGGAGCAAGUGCUCCUCGAUGACGAGUAG
Messenger RNA from Lycium barbarum (goji berry), 525 nucleotides. RefSeq lists its product as uncharacterized. The transcript has a single exon. The coding region runs from base 1 to 525 and encodes 174 amino acids. NCBI's taxonomy places the organism in Eukaryota, Viridiplantae, Streptophyta, Magnoliopsida, Solanales, Solanaceae. The record is from RefSeq and is a predicted model, not a curated record.